Molecule: messenger RNA, 2139 nt
Organism: Corylus avellana
Lineage: Eukaryota; Viridiplantae; Streptophyta; Magnoliopsida; Fagales; Betulaceae
Product: EG45-like domain containing protein
Source: RefSeq, a predicted model, not a curated record
UUAGGGUUUCUAGUUUCUUCUUUGUGUUCAGUAGGAUUUAACCAGCAUAUAUAUUAAUUUGGUUGUUUGAAUUAGGUCAAAUAAUCUUUAAUAACAUCAAGAGGAAGCAGCCUCCAUUUUCUUCUCCCUCUCAAACUCCCCCUCGUACAAAUCUUAACAUAUACUAUGUGUUUUUUGGCUGGGAUUUCUAAAGGAUCUACUCCUCAGCUCUUCUCUCUAUGCCUCUGUCUACUGCUCCUCGCUCGUCUCUCGUGUGCAGAUAUUGGCACAGCUUCCCAAUACACAGACCCAUAUUUACCCACUGCCUGUCAUGGAAGCAAUGAGGCGCAGUUUCAGUCGAGCGAACUGUUUGGAUCGGCCGGCGAGGCGAUAUGGGACAACGGUGAAGCCUGCGGGAGACUAUAUUCGGUGCAGUGCAUAAGCGCUUCUGAUCCCAACACUUGUAUUCCAGACCAGAUCAUUCAUGUAAGGAUUGUUGAUCGCUCACUUACUUCGGUCUCUAGGCCUUCCAGGGAAGAUGCUGCCCUGGUUCUUUCCACAACUGCAUUUGGGAUCAUCGCCAACUCCUCUGCUACGUUUAUUACCAUACAAUUCAUCCGGGCUUGAAUAGGGAGAUACCAUAUUGAUUUAGCAAGUGUGGGAGGCGGCCUAGAAGUAAACAUUCUCAUUCAAAAGUGUUUUCAAUUUUAGAAAAAUAUGUAUUCCCAGAGAACAAGAACCAAAAGGACUUCCCACUCCCACUAGUGUUGAAGAUAAAGCCCAAGGACAGCAGACUUUGAAUGUUUGUAAGGUCGAUCUGUAAAGCCUUUUAACCUUAUUUUAGCUUUUGUAAAGUUUGUUCAUGCAUGCGUAUAUAAAUAUAUGAUUUCUGAAGAUUAAUUAGUAAGGGAGGAAAACCAAAAUCAUAAAGUUUACAUCAUUACAUGGUAUCAGAGAACUAAAGACUUACCGUCGUGUAAUUCUUUCCUCCUCCUUUCUUUCAUCCCUUUUGUCAAACACUUAGUCUACUAAUGGCUACUUCAAUUUUGUCCUCCACAGCUUCGCCCACUGCCAAUCCCACCUCUUGCUUCCCUGCACCACACUAGUAAACAUAAAUCACACAAUUUACUUCAAGCUGAAUCAUGACAACUUUUUUUGUUUGGAGAACACUAACUUCUUCCUUUUUUAAUAGGACACGACCCCCUUGUAGAUGGUAUUAGAACAUAAUUCUUGGAGGAUAAAUGUAAUAUCCCAAUUAUUUAUUAUGAUAAGUGAACUUUAAUUGAACUAAUGGUUUGUUAAGGUUUGUUAAGGAUUAUUACAGGUUAUAAUUUUAACUUUUUGAUCUCGUUGAACGUCAAUCAAAGUAGGAUGGCUGAACAUUCGAGUCAAACUCUAGUGACGGACGUUCAAGGUUGGAUGUCUGAACGUUAGACUGUAACCCUAGACCUAAAUGUUCGAACUGUAUGAAGUGAAUGUUCAGUUAAAACCCUAGGACUGUUGGUCUAAUAAUACAGUCGAACGUUUGAAGAUAUGCUCCAAACAUUCGAUAUGUGGCAGUACUGUGGAUAAGGCUUAAUUCAUUCUUAUCCUCAAACCUUUAGGCAUCUAUAAAUAUCCUUCCCCUGCACCCUUUCAGCCUAUUUCCAUCCCUUUUAUUCAGUUUAUUCCUUGUGAGUGUGUGUGAGAGUGCUUUGGUGAAGAAAGAACUCUCUUGGUGCCUUGUUUUUCAAAGGAGAUAACUUUCUUAGUCUAGUUUGUUCUUGGUUGUAUUAUGCUUAUCUACUCUUUAGUUAGUUUCGAAACCUAGCUUUGAAUCUCUAGUUAGUUUUUGCUUUAAUAACUAGUUUAGCAAUGGAUUAGCAUAUUAAUGAUGUUGGAAGUAACUUCUCCUGCAUGAAUGCAUUAUUGUUGUUUAGGACUCUAUUAGGGAUCAUGCUAUGACUUUAGAACCUACAUAGAAGUAAUUUGGUUGGUUUUUGGUUCGAAAAUGGGUUUCUGCCCAGCAUCUAACGUUCAACCUCUUUUGGACGAACGUUCGAUGUCAUGACUAAACAUUUGACCUUUUCUACCCGUAGAUUUGAAGGUUAGGUAGAAAGCCUAUUUUGAGCGUAUUAGAGUUUAAGGCUUGUUUUAGCUCGGGUUUAGGACUUUUCUCAA